This is a messenger RNA of Penicillium antarcticum, 1161 nucleotides long. RefSeq lists its product as uncharacterized. NCBI's taxonomy places the organism in Eukaryota, Fungi, Ascomycota, Eurotiomycetes, Eurotiales, Aspergillaceae. Bases 1 to 1161 code for a protein of 386 amino acids. The transcript has 4 exons. The record is from RefSeq and is a predicted model, not a curated record.
AUGUCAGGGGAGCAAGACCUGACACAUCGAGUGCCUGGCUUCGAAGAACUUGACGUAUCGUUACAUCGUCACUGGGCAGAACAUAGACGUCACUUCGUGACGGAUGAAGAUGCCUCAGAGCACGCGAAUGGUAUUCAGAAUCUGCGCUUCUCCUACAAUAGCGCGCUUGAUAAUCUUCCACCUGCGAAUCGCUAUCCCAUUUACCCGGUUCGAGGUCAUGACACCUCUGAUCCAAGCCUCAAUAUCUUCCAUGGACAGGGAUUUACUUCACAAGGCGUCUUUGCUGAACAUGAUGUUAUUCCUCUGGCUGGUUGUCAACUCCCCAACCGACUAGAAAAUGGUCAUGCAAACGAUGUAUCACCGUCUGCGAUUAGCAUUCACCCGCCUCCAGACACAGCUCCUGUUCAAGAGACAGCUCAGCGACAAAGUGCUACACCACCGACCGGUCAACAUCACCGCACAAUCACAAGGAAGAUCAUAGUCAGCUUCUCUGAUGUUGCCGCCCACACAGCCAAAUGUGAUGAUGGGAAUGAAAGGAACAGGGAUGGUAUGUCUCGUUGUAACCUGUGCGGCUGGCAGAUAUGCCGCGCCUGCAUCAACCAGCGCGCUGGCGACAGGAGCCACUCCUCAUUCGGGAGUGAACAUAUCGAGGAGGACUCUCGAAGGCGGCAGGCAAGCUCCGUUACCCGCCAAGGAACCUUGGGAACUGGAAGUAGACCUGAAGGCCAAAGAAGUGUUGGCGCUCGCGCUGCCGAAAGGUGUCCAUCUGCACGCGGAGCCGGAUCUGGCGGUCAUACAAGUGCUGAAGAUCGUGCCGCUGGGGCUCUGGUGAGGCUUGGAUCCGGCCAUUCUGCUGGUCCGAUUCCCUCGCCUCCCGAUGGAGAACGAGCUGAAGUAUGUCCUGGGAAUAUCGAGUCGACUAGUGAGACAAGGAAUCUACCAUUGCGUGGACGCAGACGCACAUGCAAUGAGACGGAAUGGAGCGAUUCAGAGAUCACAUUGUCAUCGGCCACUAACAGAAAUUCGGGUUCGGAUUCGGCUGUAGGCACUUCUGAUGAGCCAGAAGUGCCUAUCGGGGACAAUGGACUACCUGUGGACUAUCGUAUUGCUCGGAGGAACCCGACGCGUCGUGCCCGUCCUGCCACGCGAAUGGCGGAGUGA